This is a messenger RNA of Chironomus riparius, 4590 nucleotides long. The record is from the annotation of a GenBank genome assembly. Lineage: Eukaryota; Metazoa; Arthropoda; Insecta; Diptera; Chironomidae.
AUGUUUGAAGGAUUUUGUCCGGACGGGCUGUGGGACAAUGACCAGCUAUGGCUUGAAACUGGUCCCCGAUUUACAGACUGCUUCAUGAACAUUGGAUUCAUUUGGGGUCCAUGUAUCUUCCUAGCAUUCUUCUCCCUAUUCGAUGUUUAUUUCCGUAGCAGAAGUCGAUACAGUGAUAUACCAUGGAGCUUCCUUAAUCUCUCGAAAAUGUUGUUGGUCAUCCUCCUCAUCGCAUUGUCAAUCACUGAUUUAUAUGUUAUGCUCACUACAACAGCAGUGACGAUUUAUAAUGUUCAGAUUGUGUCGGUGUCAUUGAAGAUUGCAACUUUUAUCCUUGUUCUACUCCUUCAGUUCUACCACAAACUCAAAGGACAUCGAACAUCAGGUCUUUUGUUCAACUUCUGGAUCAUUCUUAUGGUCGCUUCCAUACCACAAUUAAUCUUGGAAAUCAAUUACGAUGCAAACACAGCAAAUGAAUGGGAACAAUUUCAAUAUGUCAAUUUCAUAAUCUACUUCACGCUUAUCACAGUUAUGCUGUUUCUUAAUUGUUUUGCUGAUAAGGCACCACGUAGCACGACCUACCACAAGUUUGAUAAUCCAAGUCCAGAAUUAAGUUCAAGUUUUGUGCGACAACUCUUCUUCCAAUGGUUCGAUAAGAUUUGUUUGAUUGGAUGGCGUCGGACACUUACAGAAAAGGAUAUGUAUGACAUAAAUCCGAUGGAUACAAGUCAUGAGAUUGUACCUGUGUUUGAUAAGCAUUUUGAUGCAAGUGUUGAGAAAGGUCGAAGAAAGCAACAAAAAAAAUCAGGCAAUAAAUCAAAUAUCCCUAAUGUUGAGACGUCAAAGCAGACAGACGGUUCAAUUUUACCAGCCAUGAUGAAAACAUUCGGUGGUCCAUUUUGGUUUGCUGGCUUCAUCCAACUCAUCAUCAAUGGUUUGACAUUAGCAAGUCCAAUGUUAUUAAAUGAAUUGAUCACUUUUGUGGCUAUGGGAAUGCCAGUAGCAUGGCAAGGAUGGUUAAUGGUUGUUUCAUUGUUCCUUGUUGCCUUCCUACUCGCCAUUUUUAAUAGCGUCUAUUUUAAAGCAACAUUUGUCGUCGGUUUCCGUAUUCGUACAGCCUUAAUUAGUGCCAUUUAUCGAAAAGCACUGAGGAUAUCCAGUGCAGCCAAAAAAGACACAACUGUUGGUGAAAUUGUAAAUUUAAUGUCCGUAGAUGCACAAAGAUUCUUUGAAUUGAUCUCAUACGUACAUGUGUUGUGGUCAGGACCGAUGAUAAUUGGAAUUGCAAUUUAUUUGAUUUGGCAACAAUUGUCAUUUGGUGUUAUAUCCGGUAUUCUUAUUAUGAUUUUGAUCACGCCACUGAGUGGAAUUAUUGCUGCUAAAUUGCGUAACUUGCAAGUCGAACAGAUGAAAAUUAAGGACGAGCGUGUAAAAUCAAUGAAUGAGAUUCUUAAUGGCAUGAAGGUAUUGAAGCUGUAUGCAUGGGAGCCAAGUUUUGAAAAACUUAUUCAAGAGAUUCGAGAACGUGAACUUGUCGUUAUGAGAAAAGGAGCAAUUUUAAAUGCUGGAACUUAUUUUGUAUGGACAUUGGCACCAUUCCUUGUACAACUUGCCUCAUACAUCACCUUCGUUUUACUUGGAGGCACUCUUACUGCCAACAAAGCUUUCGUAUCGGCUGCAUUAUUUAAUAUCCUGAGAUUCCCAAUGGCUAUGUUCCCCAUGAUGAUUGCAAAUAUGGCACAAGCAUGGGUCAGUGUGAAACGUAUCAACAAAUUCCUCAACGCAGAAGAGCUUGACUCAAGCAACGUUGCAAACGAACCAAGUGAAAAUGCAUUGAGCAUCACUAAUGGCACAUUUACAUGGGGAGGUGAGACUACAACAUUGAAAAAUAUCAAUUUGAAAGUGAGGAAAGGAAAUUUGACGGCAAUUGUCGGUUCAGUCGGAUGUGGUAAAACAUCACUGGUGUGUGCAUUGCUCGGUGAAAUGGAAAAAUUGAGCGGAGAUGUAAAUGUAGAUGGACGUAUUGCAUAUGUUUCACAGCAAGCAUGGAUACAGAAUGCAACAUUACAGGAUAACAUAAUAUUUGGACGUCCAUUUAAAAAAGAAUUUUACAAUCAAGUAAUUCAAGCAUGUGCAUUGGGUGCAGAUCUAGCAAUGUUACCCGGUGGCGAUCAGACUGAAAUUGGCGAAAAGGGUAUUAAUUUAUCAGGAGGUCAAAAGCAACGUGUAUCCCUGGCUCGUGCAGUUUAUAGCCAAGCAGACAUUUAUCUACUCGAUGAUCCGUUGUCAGCCGUCGACUCACAUGUCGGAAAACACAUUUUCGAUAAUCUAAUUGGUGAAAAUGGUCUUCUAGCUGGAAAGACUCGAUUGCUUGUUACACAUGCUGUCCUAUAUUUACCAAAAGUCGAUGAAAUUUAUGUUAUUGUUAAUGGUGAAAUUACAGAGAGCGGCUCAUACAAAGAGCUUCUGUCGCAGAAAGGAGCAUUUUCAGAAUUCCUUACCCAACACAUUCAAGACAUUGAGGAUGAUGAAGAAUUAAAGGAACUGCAAAAGGCAAUUCAGGAUGACGACUUAAAACUUGUUCUUCAGCGUCAACAUUCAUCGCUGUCAACUAGUGCGGAACAAUCCUCAUUGAAUGGAUCAAUGAGAAAGCGUAGAUUAAGUCAACGACGUGCAUCGGAUAAGAGUGAAAAGGAAGCACCAAUUGUAAAACCAAACACAAAGUUGACAGAGAUAGAAGACGCUGGAAGUGGUGCUGUUGGAUUUAGUGUCUACAUUCGAUACUUCCAAAGCAUUGGACUGGCAUUGACUGUUGCUGCUAUUUCUAGUAAUAUCAUCAACUCUGGAACAUCGAUUUAUUCGAGCAUCUGGCUUGAAUCCUGGACAACAGACACACGUGUUCUAUAUCCACCUGUUAACAUGUGGUGGCGAAACUUCUACAUGAUUAUUUAUGCUGUACUUGGAGUCUCACAAACUGUUGCACUUCUCAUCACAUCUAUGGUGUUUGCUAUUGGAUGCUUGCGAGCUGCACGAGAUCUUCAUAAUAAACUAUUGGGCAACGUGCUACGACUUCCAAUGUCUUUCUAUGAUACGACUCCGUUGGGUAGAAUUUUAAAUCGCUUCAGUAAGGAUAUGGACACCAUUGAUGUUAUUUUACCUAUGUUUUUCAGAUUCUGGAUGGUCAUGUUCUUCGCAGUUCUUUCUGUAUUCGUAGUCAUUUCAUACUCUACAGUUGCAUUUUUGGGUGUAGCUAUUCCAAUGUUGGUCAUUUAUUAUUUCGUACAGAGAUUCUAUGUUGCCACAUCACGUCAAUUAAAGCGUAUUGAGUCAGUUACUCGAUCACCAAUUUAUGUGCAUUUCAGUGAGACUAUUACUGGACAGUCUGUCAUUCGUGCUUGGGGUGAAGAGCAGAGAUUCAUCACGGAAUCAGAAAGAAGAGUCGACUACAACCAAAUGAUGUCAUAUCCAAGUAUCAUAGCAAACCGUUGGCUUGCCGUCAGAUUAGAAAUUCUCGGUGCUAUCAUCGUCUUCUUUGCAGCAUUCUUUGCUAUCAUUUUUGAUAUCGGACCGAGUACGGUUGGUCUUUCAAUCAGUUAUGCCCUACAAGUUUCAAGCACAUUGAACAUGUUAUGUCGCAUGACAACAGAACUUGAGACAAAUAUUGUUGCGAUUGAAAGAGUUGACGAGUAUUCGGAUGUGAAGCAAGAAGCACCAUGGAAAACUAUUGAAGUUGAUAAAGCAUGGCCACAAAAUGGAAUUGUUGAAUUCAAAGAUUUCCAAGUGCGUUAUCGAGAAGGACUUGAACUUGUUCUUAAAGGAAUUUCAUUCAUGGUUAAGACACAAGAGAAAAUUGGUAUUGUCGGUCGUACGGGUGCUGGAAAGAGCAGUCUUACAUUAUCCUUGUUCAGAAUCAUUGAAGCAGCUGGCGGAAAAAUUGUUAUCGAUGGUAUUGAUAUAUCCACAAUUGGAUUGCACUCGUUGCGCUCAAGGCUAACAAUCAUACCACAAGAUCCGGUAUUGUUCAGUGGAUCAUUGAGAAUGAAUAUUGAUCCAUUCAAUUCAUACUCAGAUGAUGCAAUAUGGACUGCAUUAGAACAUUCCCAUUUGAAGACAUUUGUGAAAGGAUUAAAUGAUGGUUUAGAGUACAAGAUUGCCGAAGGUGGUGAGAACUUGUCAGUUGGUCAAAGACAACUAUUGUGUCUUGCUCGUGCAUUGUUACGUAAGACAAAAGUACUUAUACUCGAUGAGGCAACGGCUGCUAUUGAUAUUGAGACAGACGAGCUCAUUCAGAAAACCAUUCGAACACAAUUCAAGGACUGCACUAUCCUAACCAUUGCACAUCGUCUUAACACAAUUAUGGAUUCAGACAGAAUAAUCGUAUUAGAUGCGGGUAUUAUAGCUGAAUUUGAUACAGUUGAUGCUCUGAUGUCCAAUAAAGAUUCAGUUUUUUAUGGCAUGGCUAAAAAUGCUGGACUUGUUAACAAUCCUGUUAAUGAAAUGACAAUUGAGGAAGCCAUUGAUGAAGCAUUCCGCUUGGAUGAUGAGGAUGACAAUCCAAAAAAUAAUUCAAAUUUAAAUACUUAUUUGUAG